UUUCGCGCCAAUUUUACUAACAUUUUGCAAACUUUAAUAAUUAUUUGCAACAAUCAAAGUAAAUCGAUUAUUAUUUAUUAAAAAGUUUAAUUAUUAGUGUUAUGUGUGAAAGUUAAGAGUAUAAACAAUAAGUAUGGCAAGGACAAAAGCAUCGGUAGGCGCUAAAGUGUCGUCUGGCAAAAGUAGUAAAGCAAGAUGCAGUGCAGCUCCACCUCCGAGCAGUGCAGCUUCUUCGAGUAACGGAGAGAAAUCAUCCAGGAGCUACAGUGGUGGCAAUUCCGUGUGCCCUCGAGAGACUCCCAAAUGGCAGAAACCUAUCACCAAUUUCUUUAUAACGAAUCAGAAUGGUCAAUCUCAAUCUGAUGAAAGUGAUGCCGAGGAUGCUAGCGCGAGCAGUUCGAAGCCGAAAGCAAAACGUAACAUAAUAGAAUCAGACGACGAAGACGAACAAACAGACAAACCAAUAAACAAGGAACUCGACGAAACCAUCGAAUUAGAACCGCUUACAGGUGAAGACAGUCACAAAAUAGACGAAUACUACGCAACCAAAGACAAAGGGAAGGGUAAAGGUAAAAAGACAGCAAAUAAGGAAAAUCUAGACGGAAAUGUGAAAAGGAAUUCUGUGAAACGGGACUUGGAUGAAGUUAUAUUUGAUGAGGAUAGCGAACAUCUCACUAAGAAGAUCAAGGUGAAUUAAAUUAGAUGUGAUCUGCUUAGUGCAAUUCUGACAUUGUUAUGUUCUGCAAGUUUAAUCUUUGUAUAUAACAGGCUAUUUGACAAUGCGAAAAAUAAAGUGACAAUUAUUGUAACCAUAUUAUGAGUUUAAAAAUGGUUAUUUAUUAACGAAAGUUGAAAAUGAUAAUUAAUUUAUUCAAAAAUCCAUA
Molecule: messenger RNA, 884 nt
Organism: Vanessa atalanta (red admiral)
Lineage: Eukaryota; Metazoa; Arthropoda; Insecta; Lepidoptera; Nymphalidae
Product: PCNA-associated factor-like
Exons: 4
Coding region: 134-697 (187 amino acids)
Biological process (GO): translesion synthesis; regulation of cell cycle
Cellular component (GO): nucleus
Molecular function (GO): chromatin binding
Source: RefSeq, a predicted model, not a curated record